This is a messenger RNA of Cyprinus carpio (common carp), 2721 nucleotides long. It is a transcript of the gene en2a, whose product is annotated as engrailed homeobox 2a. NCBI's taxonomy places the organism in Eukaryota, Metazoa, Chordata, Actinopteri, Cypriniformes, Cyprinidae. The record is from RefSeq and is a predicted model, not a curated record. Gene Ontology annotation, molecular function: DNA-binding transcription factor activity, RNA polymerase II-specific; RNA polymerase II cis-regulatory region sequence-specific DNA binding. Gene Ontology annotation, biological process: regulation of transcription by RNA polymerase II; multicellular organism development; neuron differentiation. Gene Ontology annotation, cellular component: nucleus.
AAGUAUUUCAGGAGCAGUUAGGAGCCCCACUUCUCUGUCCUCAGAGUAGCCACUGACGUCCCGAUAGUUGCAUUGCGCAGAAAACAUAUAGCACCAAACUGGCAAGUUACGGUUCAUCAACCUUAAAAAGAGCACAUUCCGUGAUUGGAAGGCGUAACUAUGUUUUUCCUUUGUGACCACGGUGCGCAAAGGCUUUUUCUUGUCGCUAAAGCUCACUGACAGAUUUUCUUGCUCAGUUUUGAAAUUUUCCUGAAGUGAACAAAGUGGACGGAGUCGCCCGUGGAGUGGGGUGCGACUGCCUUAGUGCUGGAGAGCGAUAAAGGGUUAAGGACGGAAAGUGGAAAGUGUGUCUCAGCAUGGAUGAGAAUGAGCAGAGCGCAAGAGACGCGGAGCAGCGAGGAGCGGCGGAUGAGUCCAACAGUGCCAUACGACCUCUUCUGCAAGCUCCAGGGAACCUGCAGCUCCCGCACCGCAUCACAAACUUCUUCAUCGACAACAUCCUGCGACCGGACUUUGGCCGCAAGAAAGAAGCGAACAUCACGCGCGAUGAGGGCAAUCUCGGCGCGCGAGAGAAUCACAACCCUACGGGUCCUAGCACGGGACAGGUGGUAAGUACUGUACCAGCAGAGGGGACUUCCACAACACACACGAGCAGCGGAGGAAAGAAAGCAGAGAUAGAGAGCGAAGAGCCCCUGAAGACCCGCGGGGAGAAUGUGGAUCAGUGCCUGGGUUCAGAGUCGGAUAGUUCACAGUCCAAUUCAAGCGGACAACUUAGCCAGCCUAUGCUGUGGCCCGCUUGGGUUUACUGCACACGAUACUCGGACAGACCGUCGUCAGGUAGUCCUAGAUCUCGUAAACCAAAGAAGAAAAGCGCAAGUAAAGAGGACAAACGACCACGCACGGCCUUCACGGCGGAGCAGCUUCAGAGACUCAAGGCCGAGUUCCAGACCAACCGCUACCUGACCGAGCAGCGACGGCAGAGUCUGGCGCAGGAGCUGGGACUCAACGAGUCUCAGAUCAAAAUAUGGUUCCAGAAUAAGAGGGCCAAAAUCAAAAAGGCCAGCGGCACCAAGAACACACUGGCACUGCACCUGAUGGCGCAGGGACUGUACAACCACAGCACCACGUCAAAGGAAGACAAAUCAGACAGUGACUGAGACAGAGAAAGUGGGGAGGGGUGGAGGUGAUGGGUGGGGUGGGUUUGGGGGGUGCAAGGUUAUAUUUACAAUGCAAUAAUUCAAAAGAACAAAGGGCCAGUUAAUAAAUAUACCAGCAUUACUGAUGUUAAAUAGAGGCUAUAUCGAAUUAUGUCCAAAAUACAUUUAUUGAAUACAAUUCUCAUGAAAUAAUGGUCAAAUUAUUUCAAAAAUAGGCUAUAUAGGUGCCGUUUUUUGCACUUGGGCAGAGUGGCUCUCUUAAGAAACCAGUGUUUUUAUCGUUCUUCUUUGUCAUGCUGUCACUGGAACCAAGCGUUUUCCACUAUUAACACGACUGACGUUUAUAUAAUACAUUUAUUAGUUAUGUUGAGAGAGAAAAAAAAAGCGAAAACCUUGCUUAAGUCCAAAGAGUCUUUUCUGCUGCAUCCAGGCAACUGUGAGUAGGCUACUAUGAAAUGCAUCUUAUUUCCACGUUUAUCGUAUUUGAUUUGAUGUUUUAUACGAAAUGGACGCAUCAAUCGUCGGAUGUCAGCAGGUUGUUUUUUUAAACAAAAAACAAAACAAAAAAAGAAGAAGAAAAACCUGUUCUUUUUAUUGUAAAUAAAUUCACAGUCUUAGCUUGCUUAAUUUUAAUGAGUGAAUUUGGCGGGGCGGGGUGGGUUUGGGGGGGUGGGGGGGUCAAGACCGUCGUUAACAACAAUGCAUUACGUUGUAGUUUAUCUGGUUGGACUACCAUGUGAAAUAGCCUAACAUAUACGAAAUAUCAUUGGAUUAACCUUUAUAGCCUGGGCAAAACAUUUCAACUAGGGGCGCUAAAUAAAUAAACAAAUGUACCGCAGCGUCUUAAAUCGCAUAGGCCUACAUAGUUUUUAUAAAAGAGCAAUAUAAUCAUCUUUUGUAGCAAAGUAUGUUUUAAUCAUUAUAAUGCUGCCUAUAAACGUGUAGCACUGACAAUGAUUUCGCUUAUGCGCACUCUUGACAAAAGCCAGGGUAAGCGCCACAACACAUCUCACAGAAAUAUAAACAAAUAUAUAAAUAUAGCUACAGCUCUCUCUCUCUCUCUAUAUAUAUAAACACACACAACUAUGGAAUAAAAAAUAAGGAAACCAGCUGUUUACUGUAUGACAGAUGUUAAAAUACUGUUUUAAUGUUGACUUCAUAUUUGUUAUGUAUUUAUAUAGAUUAUAUUAAGGAAAAAAAAAAAUUAUCCAAUGACCGGUGUUGCUUUUUAUGUGAGAGUAGAUUUCUAAGGUGUUUAAAUUGCUUAUUUAUAUUGCAAUAACUUCUUUAUGUGAAUGAAGCGGUAUCGGGGCCUUUGCAUGAAAGCUGCAAAUUGUCAUAUUAGGGCAUAUUCACGCGUGUUUAGAAAAGUUAAAAAGGUAUGAUCGAGAUUUAAGUUGCAGACUGUAUCCAUAUACCAAAUUGUGGAGUUUUUACUGUUUUUUUUUAAUCUUUUUUAUUUUAUACCUAAAAAGAGUGUGUGACUAUAUAGCCACCAAACUUAACACACUUUGCCUUACAAGUUCAAGUGCGAACUUAAUAACAGAACUGUGCCGAAUCAGAA